This is a messenger RNA of Chara braunii, 1698 nucleotides long. Lineage: Eukaryota; Viridiplantae; Streptophyta; Charophyceae; Charales; Characeae. The record is from the annotation of a GenBank genome assembly.
CCCGGACGAAUGUCGCACAUGAGCGACGCUGACGACACCAUCUGACAGUGGCUGAUUAGCGAUCGUGGCGAAACCCGAGCAUAGAGAACACAACUGGAGUCCAGCAAGCAAGCAGAGUGAGGAAGGAAGGGGGGCGCGCGAGGCGUGGUGAUGGCGGUUUCUACAGAUGCCUUUGUUAGGGCAGCACGAUGGAGUUCAAGUAUGGCGGUGAAUGACAGAGGUCUGAGAGUGGAGAACGGUGUUUCGCAUCGGGUUGGUGAGAUGAGGUCCGUAAGCGGGAGCUGCGUGAAGGUGUCAACGGAUUGCGGAGCCAGCGACUGGUGGGCGAUGCCCACGGCGAACCAGGGUAAUUUUCUUGCUUUCGAGCGUGGUCAGCAAAGUUUGGGGUGGUUAGCGAGCAGACGGAAGGGUCAUAUUAUGGAGUGGAACUCGUUGACAACAACAGCAAGGGGAAGGAAUGUCAAGGCAGAGUCAGGGUGGGGCAUGGAGAGGGGGAAGGAGGAGGAGGAGCAGUGGGAGAAUAGUGAUAGGGGGAAGAGAGGAACAGUUUCAAUGACUGCGAGAUCGAGGGGAAGUGGUCAAACGCGAUCAGGGGGAUCCUCUGCGGCGAUAUCAACGACAAGCAGAGGGGAGAUCGAGACGAUUGUCGGGAAGAGUGAUGCUGCAAGGGUGGAGGCGCGGACACGUGUUGACGUGUUGGCGGAGGCAUUGCCAUAUAUGCAAAGAUUUCACGGGAAAACAAUUGUUGUUAAAUAUGGAGGGGCAGCGAUGAAGGAUGAGAGUCUGAAAGCUGAUGUGAUUAAGGAUUUAGUCCUGCUGACGUGUAUCGGCGUGAGGCCGGUGUUGGUGCACGGAGGGGGCCCAGAAAUCAAUCAAUGGUUGAAGAAGUUGGGGAUCCAGUCAGAGUUCCGGAAUGGGUUGAGGGUGACGGAUGGAGCAACAAUGGAAGUCGUGGAGAUGGUGCUCGUGGGGAAAGUGAAUAAAUCGAUUGUGUCAUUAAUCAACAAGGCAGGAGGAUCUGGUGUGGGGAUGUGCGGUAAAGACGCGGGGCUGAUUACAGCAAGAGCAUUGGACGAAAGCUUAGGGUUUGUGGGAGAAGUAGCAAGCAUGGACCCAACGGUGUUGACGGAACUCGUUGCGGAUGGGAGAAUCCCGGUGGUGGCAUCUGUGGCAGCCGAUCUAUCAGGCCAAGCGUACAACAUAAAUGCUGAUGCAGUGGCGGGAGAGCUAGCAGCAGCAUUGAAGGCAGAGAAACUGAUAUUGAUGACGGAUGUGCCUGGAGUGAUGAGAGAUAGUAAAGACAUCGCUUCGUUGAUAAAGGAGGUGGAUGUGGAGGGAGCAAGGGAUUUGAUGGCGGAAGGAGUGGUCUCCGGGGGUAUGAUUCCCAAGGUGGAGUGUUGUAUUCGCGCACUGACCAAAGGGGUGAAGAAGGCACAUAUCAUCGAUGGAAGGGCGCCGCAUUCACUCCUCCUCGAACUACUCACCGAUCAGGGAGCGGGAACCAUGAUCGCCCAUUAACGACAACAAGAAGACACAACUGUAAUUCAAUCUUGUCAUGAUGAUGACGGUUGAAUUAAUUGAAUUGUGACAAUGCAAUGGAAGGAUCCGGGUCAGAUCGCGUCAAUCCAACGGCUACCACUGAACACAAUCCAAUCAGAACUGUCUUCCUUCUUUGCACAAUCCGACAGCGUUUAUCGC